Messenger RNA from Lactuca virosa, 1488 nucleotides. The record is from the annotation of a GenBank genome assembly. Lineage: Eukaryota; Viridiplantae; Streptophyta; Magnoliopsida; Asterales; Asteraceae.
UUCUUUGACUUUGCUACCCUAAAAACCUUCAAGCUUGAUUAUCUUAUUCUUAUCUCGUAUGAACACCAAUUGACGAUACAAAAUUCUUCGUCCUUUUCCAUGAAAAUUUGCGAACAUUUUAGCUUUAGUUCACAAGCAAAGUUCUCAACAUAAAUCGAAAGUGUUGAUGUUGACUGUUUAGUGCUAAUCCUUGUAUCGUCUUUUUGGUUUAUGAUUAGAUUACAGAAUUCAUUGUACAAUAAUUUCCGUUCUGAAUCGAUCGCAUUCCGAAGAUUAUCUUAUUUUAGGGCUAGGAGUUCGAAGAAGGAUUCGCGAAAAAUGGCACCUCCAAUCCUAUCUUUAGCUUUACCAUCGGAAACGGGUCGGGUUCUCAGCAUUCAGUCUCACACUGUUCAGGGUUAUGUUGGCAAUAAGUCUGCUGUCUUUCCACUCCAAUUACUAGGUUAUGAUGUUGAUCCGAUUAUGUCAGUGCAAUUCUCAAAUCAUACAGGAUAUCCAACUUUCAAAGGACAAGUUCUAAAUGGAAAACAACUUUGGGAGUUAAUAGAAGGCCUAGAGGCCAAUAAUCUACUACACUACACACAUCUAUUGACUGGUUACAUUGGUUCAGUUUCUUUUCUGGAAAAUGUAUUAGAAGUAGUUAAAAAGCUUCGAUCCAUUAAUCCUAAUCUUACAUAUGUUUGUGAUCCAGUGAUGGGUGAUGAAGGAAAGUUGUAUGUCCCUCAAGAAUUGGUGUCAGUAUAUCGUGAAAAGGUUGUCCCUAUUGCUUCAAUGUUGACUCCCAAUCAGUUUGAAGCUGAACAGUUGACUGGAUUGAAAAUUGCAUCUGAGCAAGAUGGGAGGGAAGCAUGCAGGCAUCUUCAUGCUGCUGGCCCAUCAAAGGUUGUGAUAACAAGCAUAUCCAUAGAUGGCAAUCUUCUUCUAAUUGGAAGUCAUCAGAAACAAAAGGAUCAAUCUCCUCUCCAAUUCAAGAUUGUUAUCCCUAAAAUCCCUGCAUAUUUCACAGGAACAGGAGACUUGAUGACUGCAUUAUUACUUGGAUGGAGCAAUAAAUAUCCUGAAAACCUAGACAAAGCAGCAGAACUUGCUGUAUCAAGCUUACAAGCUGUUUUGAGUCGAACAUUAGAGGAUUAUGAGAAGGCAGGACAAGGAGAGGCCUCAGAUGAUGAUGAUGGAGAUGAAGAGUCUUCUAAAACUUCUAUCUCCGACAAGAAGGGAGGCGGCUGUGACUGUCCAGAUCUAAGAAGACAUACAUCCUCGCAGACAUGGGCUAGUCACUUCAAAAUAAGCCUUUUGUUUUAUCGGCGCCUCCAAUUCUUCCGACUUCCCACCCUCGAAGCCUCCCUGCUUCGCUCCAGCACCGUUCGAUCGUUCCUCAUCUCCGAUCAGAAUCGCCGCCCUCUUCUCCGAUCGCAGGACCUCCUCUCCGGUCGCAGGCGAAGAAUAGCUUCUCCGAUUUCCACUGAAAACGAACAGAUUUCUUGUUGA